UCUGGAAAUCGCAAUUGUGCGGGAAAGCAAAUGGAUAUCAAAAGCGAGACCAGUCCAAUGAACGCGUUAAAACCUUAUGGAAGGGGAUUUAGACAAAAAAAACGUUCUUUGACUUCUAUAACAACUUCGUCUUCAAACACUGAUGUAAACGCAAAGUUUGGAUUCGGACCUCCAUUCCUUUUUUCUCUUCCUGAACCAAUCGAUGAUCCUUGGAAGCUCAAGUCUGAGUUGACCUUAAGAGACAUUGGCGCGAGACCUGUGUCCACACAUGCUUUACGUCGUAUACUAGAAAGAAGAAAAGUACAUAAUUUUUUUGAUAGUGCUCAAGAAAAGUCUAAGAAAAGUAUGAAAGAAAGAAUUGAAGAAACAAGCGAUGAUGAGGUUCGCACACCUAAUAUACAUCGUGUUCAGCAAGCAGUAGAUGUGAAGGUUGAUGAAUACUCGCAAGAAAUACUAAAAUCAAUAUCAGAAUGUUCCAAAAAUUAUCUUGAAAACCGAUGUGCACCCGGAGAUAGGGUUCCGGCAUUAGAGAGUAAUUCAAAUAUUAGGGCCAAAAUUUCUGCAGAAGCAUUUGGCGAGAUAAUCAAUAACCUAAUGGAGCAAUUUUCAUAUAAAACAAUGCUUUUUAUGGUCGGCAUUAUCCUUGCCAUAUUUUUGUCUCGAGCCCUUAUUGAACUAUUCAAAACACGGUUUCUUAAUAAUUUUCCGCCACAAGCGUCCAAUACACAUCCUGGCAUGCAUUCUAUGCCUUCACCAACUCCUAUGACACCAAUGCAUUCAGUUUCUCCAAUUCAGCAUCAUGUAUCUCCCAGUACUUCAAUAGAGAACCCGAUGACAUCACAACAUAAUAACGUUGGAGUGUAUUACGUUGUAACACCAACACGUUAG
This is a messenger RNA of Racocetra persica, 888 nucleotides long. NCBI's taxonomy places the organism in Eukaryota, Fungi, Glomeromycota, Glomeromycetes, Diversisporales, Gigasporaceae. The record is from the annotation of a GenBank genome assembly.